Messenger RNA from Equus quagga, 4252 nucleotides. It is a transcript of the gene USP43, whose product is annotated as ubiquitin specific peptidase 43. Gene Ontology annotation, biological process: protein deubiquitination. The record is from RefSeq and is a predicted model, not a curated record. The transcript has 15 exons. Gene Ontology annotation, molecular function: cysteine-type deubiquitinase activity. Bases 132 to 3545 code for a protein of 1137 amino acids. Lineage: Eukaryota; Metazoa; Chordata; Mammalia; Perissodactyla; Equidae.
CCGGGUGGCGACACACCUGGCCCGCAGGUAGCCGGCGCCCGGGCGCUUUUCUGAGGCUGUAAGGGCCUGUUAGAGGCGCGUCCGCCUCGGGUCCCGGGGGCUCCCCGCGGGGAGGUGCGCCGGCGGGAGUCAUGGACCCGGGCCCGGGGGCCGCGGCAGGAGAGCGGCUGCCCGCGCCCCGGCCCCGCCGCCGCCGCUCCCUGCGCCGCCUGUUCAGCCGCUUCCUGCUGGCGCUGGGCAGCCGCUCCCGCCCCGGGGACUCGCCGCCCCGGCCCCAGCCCCAGCCCCAGCCGGGACACUGCGAUGGCGACGGUGAGGGCGGUUUUACCUGCGCCCCCGGCCCCGCUCCAGCCGCCCCCGGGAGCCCCGGGGAGGAGCGCCCACCCAGAUCCCAGACCCAGCUCCCCGCUGGCGAUGGGGCGCGGCCCCCGGGAGCGCAGGGCUUGAAGAACCACGGCAACACCUGUUUCAUGAACGCCGUGGUGCAGUGUCUCAGCAACACCGACCUGCUGGCCGAGUUCCUGGCGCUGGGGCGGUACCGGGCGGCACCGGGCCGCGCCGAGGUCACCGAGCAGCUGGCGGCGCUGGUGCGCGCGCUCUGGACACGCGAAUACACACCCCAACUUUCCGCCGAGUUCAAGAAUGCUGUUUCCAAGUACGGCUCGCAAUUCCAAGGCAAUUCCCAGCAUGACGCCCUGGAGUUCCUGCUCUGGUUGCUGGAUCGGGUGCACGAGGACUUGGAGGGCUCGUCCCGAGGGCCGGGGUCCGAGAAGCUUCAGCCUGAAGCCAGUAAAACCUCUGAGAACCUCCUGUCACCGACGGCUCAGCUUUCUCUAGGUCAAAGCUUUGUGCAGAGCCACUUUCAAGCACAAUAUAGAUCUUCCUUGACCUGUCCCCACUGCCGGAAGCAGAGCAACACCUUCGAUCCUUUCCUGUGUGUGUCACUGCCUAUCCCCUUGCGCCAGACGAGAUUCUUGAGCGUCACCUUGGUCUUCCUCUCGAAGAGCCAGCGGUUCCUGCGGAUAGGCCUGGCCGUGCCGAUCCUCAGCACAGUGGCAGCCCUGAGGAAGAUGGUGGCAGAGGAAGGCGGCGUCCCUGUGGAUGAGGUGAUCUUGGUUGAGCUGCAUCCCAGUGGACUCCAGCGGUCUUUCUUUGAUGAAGAGGAUCUGAAUACUAUUGCCGAGGGAGACAGCGUGUAUGCCUUCCAGGCCCCUCCACCCACCAGCCGGGAGCUACUUCUGGCUCGUCCGCCCGGUCUGUCGGUCUCCCCGCGCUUGGCGGCCCGCGAGGGACAGCGGGCAUCGCUGCCUGCCCAUGGGGAGAACAAGGUGCUGCUCCUCUUCUGUAACGUGGUGGGGUCGGGGCUGCAGGCCAGCAGGUUUGGGCCACCUUUCCUGAUGAGGGAAGACAGAACCAUUUCCUGGGUCCAACUCCAGCAGUGCAUUCUCAGUAAGGUCCGCUAUCUCAUGAAGAGUGAGGCCCCCAUACAGAACCCAGGGUCGCUGUUCUCCAUCCGGGUGGUGGGGCUCUCCCUGGCCUGCAGCUACUUAUCCGCACAGGACGGUCGGCCCCUCUGUCACUGGGCAGUUGAUAGGGCUUUGCACCUCCGGAGGCCUGGAGGGCCCCCCCACGUCAAACUGGCUGUGGAGUGGGACAGCGGAGCCAAGGAACGCCUGUUCGGGAGCCUCCAGGAGGAGCGGGUCCAGGAUGCGGACAGCGUGUGGCAGCAGCAGCAGGCGCACCAGCAGCAUAGCUGCACCUUGGAUGAGUGCUUCCAGUUCUACACCAAGGAGGAGCAGCUGGCCCAGGAUGACGCGUGGAGGUGUCCCCACUGCAAAGCCCUCCAGCAGGGCAUGGUGAAGCUGAGUCUGUGGACCCUACCUGACAUCCUCAUCAUCCACCUCAAAAGGUUCUGUCAAGUGGGCGAGAGAAGAAACAAGCUCUCCACGCUGGUGGAGUUCCCGCUCUCCGGCCUCGACAUGGCUCCCCAUGUGGCUCAGAGAAGCACCAGCCCCAAGCCUGAGCCGGGCCCCUGGCCCUCCUGGAGGCAGCCGGCCUGCCUGCCCACCAGCUACCCGCUGGACUUCCUGUACGACUUGUACGCCGUCUGCAACCACCACGGCAGUCUGCAAGGUGGGCAUUACACAGCCUACUGCCGGAACUCUCUGGACGGGCAGUGGUACAGUUACGAUGACAGCACGGUGGAACCACUUCCAGAAGAUGAGGUCAAUACCCGAGGGGCCUACAUCCUGUUUUAUCAGAAACGGAACAGCAUCCCUCCCUGGUCAGCCAGCAGCUCCAUGCGAGGUUCCACCAGCUCCUCCUUAUCUGAUCACUGGCUCCUUCGGCUUGGGAGCAAUAACAGCACGAGGGGAAGCCUGGUGUCCUGGAGCUCUGCACCCGGCCCCUCCCAGACCCAGGUGCCUGACCCUCCCGUCUUCACCAACAGCCUCUCCAGUCAGGAAAACGGAGGGUUGGAGUCCAGGCCUUUGGUACGGGGCGUACGAGGCCGAAGCAUUAGCAUGAAGGCGCCCACCCCUUCCAGAGCCAAGCAGGGGGCCUUCAAGACCAUGCCCCUCCGGUGGUCUUUUGGACCCAGGGAGAAACCACUCGGUGCAUCUGUCGAGUUGGUGGAGUACUUGGAGUCCAGACGGAGACCUCGCUCCACCAGCCAGUCCAUCGUGCAGCUGUUGACAGGAGCUGCUGGUGGGGACGAGAAGUCAGCAGCGCCAAAGUCUAACACCACUCUCUCUGCUAAGGGUGAAGAUAGUGGGCCAGCCAGUGAGACAGUACUGGCCGGAGUGUCCUGCCCCUCAGGCCACCCCAGCCACUGCGUGGCCCCUGGAAACUCAGAUGGUCUAAACACAGCAAGGAAACUCAAGGAAAAUGCAAGCCAGGACAUCAGGCUUCCCAAAAAGUUCAACCUACCCCUUGCGGUGAUGCCCUCGAUGGAGAAUGAGAAGCGAGCCCGGCCGGAGGGCCAGAGGACCGCGAACUGGAAGGGAGGUGGCCAGGCAGGGAGCAGCGGCAGAGCGCCCUCCCCCAAGGAGGUUCUGAGGACAAUGGCAUUGUCUAGAAACAGUGCAGACAGUCACCGGGGUACCUUCGCCAAGAUAAGGGCAAAUGCGGAAGGAAGGGACUCCGAGACAGACAGAGUCCCCCAGGGGACCCUCACCCUUCUGAGGUCUGUGUUUUGGAAGAAGGAGAACAAGAAUCAUGACAGGGCAGAGGUGGCCCCCCAGGCGUCCUCAGUCUCCCUGGUGAGUGGCAGGCUGAGCCGGGCCGUUGAUGAGCCGGCACAGGGCUGGUCUCCACCCCUCAGGAUCCCAGGGGACCCGGCCAGCCGCCUGGAGAGAGAUGUCCGGUCAGCGCCCAGCUCUCUCCACCUCCCUCGCAAGGCCGGCAGGCCUCCAAGGGGCAGCACCCUUGGCACGUCACAAAGGAGCGCUCCCGGGGAGCAGACUUCUUUCGGCACCUUGCAAAAGGUGAAAUACCACACUCUCUCCUUAGGUCGGAAGAAGACAUUGCCUGAGUCUAGCUUAUGAUGCUGUAUUCCCAUCUCGUGUGGAGCUUGCGGUCUCACGACUUUGCACUGGGCAUCUCUAGGCAGCCUGUGUUAGAGUGGGCUUUUGGGAAGCCAGUUGUCUUGUGAGCUCCGAAAAUAAAUGGUUUUGGUCUCUCCAGCUAGACUCCCACACCUUUGGUCCAAAUUAUCUUCCUGUAUUGUUGGGUGCUUUUAUACUUCUGGCCACAAGAGGAUGCUGUUGGGUCAGCAUUUCCAUUUCGGGGCAAGAACUGAUGUUUUGUUUAAAUAAUUCCAGGGCCUGAGUACCUGUGCUGGAGAGUGAUUUGGCACACCUUAGAGUGUAACUCUGUGGAGAAGCCUAGUUCAUAAGAAUCUUCAAUUCAAAUCAAAUAUUGUCAUUGACUUCUCCUUUUUGUAUCUUUUUUUAAGAAAAAAUUUAAAUAGUGGACUUAACAGGAAAGUCUUCUUUUCCUUGUGAUGCUUCUCUGGGAUAAAGCGUUAAAGAUGCCAAAAAAGUGGUUGUGACAGUAAGGCAGGGUUCUAGGAGUGAAAGAUGGGAGAGAAAUGAUUGAGAUUUUAGGAGAAUAUUUAAUAUAUAACAAAAUAGAUGUAUUAAAGUUUUUCAAGGUAUUUAAAAAAGAUAGCUAUUUUGAUACUAGGAAAAAAGGAAGUUCUUUUUUAAAAAAUUUAAGUGUGAGAUCUAUGUACAAUUUUAAUAAAAGCUCG